CCAGACAGGUUCAACGUGUUCCUCCUCCCCUGCCCCAACCUGGACGUUUAUGGCGAGUGCAAGCUGCAGAUCACCCAUGAAAACAUCUACCUCUGGGACACGCACAACCCCCGGGUGAAGCUGGUCUCUUGGCCUCUCUGCUCCCUGCGCCGCUACGGGCGUGACACCACCCGCUUCACCUUCGAGGCCGGACGGAUGUGUGAUGCGGGGGAAGGUCUCUACACCUUCCAGACGCAGGAAGGCGAGCAGAUCUACCAGCGCGUGCACAGCGCCACGUUGGCCAUCGCUGAGCAGCACAAGAGGGUCCUGCUGGAGAUGGAGAAGAAUGUCAGGCUGCUGAACAAGGGCACCGAGCACUUCUCCUACCCCUGCACCCCCACCACCAUGCUGCCCCGCAGCGCCUACUGGCACCACAUCACUGGCUCCCAGAACAUGGCCGAGUCCUCCAGCUAUGCCGGGGAGGCAUAUGCAGGUGCCCAGGCCAGCUCCGACACCGAACCCCUCAACAGGUUCAUCUUGCUGAAGCCAAAGUCCUCCAAAAGUGACAAGCCUGAAAGCAGGGAGCCCACAUCAUCCCCAUGA
Molecule: messenger RNA, 582 nt
Organism: Leptosomus discolor (cuckoo roller)
Lineage: Eukaryota; Metazoa; Chordata; Aves; Leptosomiformes; Leptosomidae
Source: RefSeq, a predicted model, not a curated record